AUACACGCCCAUAACGUAUCCCAACAAUAUAUGGUCUUGGCGGGUUUGGAAACGGCCAUUUUCCUUUAUAGCUCGCUCAUGGAACUUUUAGGCAAAUAAGUUUGAGGCAUUCUUGGCGGGUUAUUUUCAUCUACUGGUCCCCUUUGGAACUAUCUGUACAUUCAAUCUUGAACUACAGGAACCAGGAGCUCCAGUGAAGACCCUUCCUUUUCACCAAACAUUCUUUUACUAUUUCCCAUGUAGGGGGUUUCAGACAGAUAUUUGUCAUUGUUGUUAUAUCUAUAUCCUGAUUAAUGCUGUAAUCCAUCGUAACAAUCAGAGUGUCAUGGAAUACAUAUCUCUGAACACAGUGGACAUGGCAUAUCACUUUUAUCCCAUGGUGAUGAAUAUGACAUAAAAAGGAAUUGCACUUCCGAUAUGGCGAACGUGCUCCUACUGAGGUCUGGUGACGUGGAGCCCAACCCGGGUCUAAAUACCAAGCUUGAAUAUCUAGGUGAGCAUGAAUUGUAUCUCCUUGCUGACGGUAUGGAUCCAUCAGACUUUAGGAAGGUUGGGUUGGCUCUAAAAUUCACUGAGGCUCAACUAAGUCGUUUCGAGAGAGAUAAUAUUGGCAACAUAAUGCUAGCUACAUACAAGAUGCUUUGCGAGUGGUUGAAGACAGUACGGCAACAAGAAGCGAGGGAGAUACUAUCAAACAAAUUAAAAGACAUCAGUCUGGUACAACUGGCCGACAGUGUACAAAAAGGCCAGGCCGGUGAUCACAUACCAUCACUGACAGAAGAGGAAAUCAAACGGGUCAUCAAAGAGGUCAAAGAAUAUUCUGCACUUCAUCACUGUCAGAUUCCAGCAGAUCCACUGAAUAGCAGUCUUCUAUUUCAAUUAGACCAGAUCUUCACCAAUUUAACGUUGAUAGCAGAAGGCCGUGGAACAACCCUAAAGGCACCGCUACUCUACGCAGACCUGCUCAAGACUAAAGUCAACGGAGUCCUUCCUAAACGUUUGCUUGUUGAAGGUGAAGGUGGUGUGGGGAAGACAACUCUUUGCUCGAAGAUUGUUUGGGACUGGAUUCAUGGAGCUGGCUACCAAGAUUUCAAACUGGUUCUUCUCGUCCUUCUACGUGAUUUAGAGGGUAAGACUCUUGGAGAGAUAAUAAAGUCUUACCUCCCAGACGACAACAUGGUUACAGCAAUGCAGCUGAACAAGUACGUCUUCUCACAUCAGAGAGACGUCUUUCUUGUUCUUGACGGGCUAGAUGAGCUAGCUGGCGAUCUUAACAGCUCUCAUCAAAUCGCCCUUAUCAUCCUCAAUCAGGUGUUCAAGUCAGGGAUAGUGCUAAUCACGUCUAGAAGAUGGCGAUCAGAUGAGAUACGGAUAAAUUCGGAUCUUAGAAAGGUGUAUGCUUUCAUUGCCGUCGAAGGCUUUUCUGCUGACAAUCUUUCUUCCUACAUCGCUAAGUUUUUUCAUCCAGACACAACAUCAGCUGAGGACUUGAAUCGAUUUAUUUCAAACAACGGUGUGAUCAGAGAGAACAUGGCUCCCUUCCCGAUAUACACAGCUAUGCUGUGCAUCAUGUGGAAAGACUUCGACGGCGAACGCCGUGAAGCAAUGUCCAAGCUUCAAACAUUUUCCCAACUGUUUGAUGAGAUGAUCCACUUCUUAGUAGAUCAUCAUCUUUCCAAGCUAAAUAUGUCUGCUAGUAAUAUGGAUGGAGAAAUGGAUAGGAAACGGAAGGACAUUCUACGUCAUCUAUCCAAUAUCGGUUGCCUAGCCUUGCAGGGGCUCCAUGAAAGGAGACUGGUGUUCACUGAAGAAGAAUUUCAGAGAUUGCCGGGUUCUGUGGAUACAGGUUGCCAAGUCGGAGUACUCACUAAACAAACGCAAACUCCUUCUCGGAGAGAAAGAAGACACCAUUCUCAUUCUGCAGUCUCAUCUGUCCAGUUCCCUCAUAAGCUGUUUCAGGAGUAUCUAUCAGGGAUGUAUCUGGCAUCUCUUCACAACUCAAACAGAAGUGAGUACGACGGGUUGAUGAAGGAUAUAAUCGGAAAAGCAAGUGAAUUCCGUGAGCUUCUGUACUUCACCUCAGCCCAACAGAAGGAGGUCGGAUUGGAUAUCAUAACUCGUCUCAUAGCAUCCACGUCAACACAACCCAUGCUAUAUGGGGAUAGCGGUGAUGACUACAUUGUCGAUGUAGCAUAUGAGAGUCAAGACCAAACAGUAGCCAAAGCAGUGGCAGAUCAUCUAUUGACUUCAUCCAGCGAGACACUUGAGAUCGGGGAAGAGAUGCCGGCGCACACAGAAGCGGGACAUAUCUUCAUCAUGAAUCAUCGUAAAGUGGCAUGUGGAAAGAUUGAUUCAGAGGACCUGGCUGACUUCAGGUGCUCCUCAUCCACUCUGAGAUCAGCAUGGAUCGCUAUCUCUUCGGGCCAAGGAGAGGAUAUGCAUGAUGAUUUCUCCGCGGUGCUUGCUCAUAACGCCACUCAAUCGAAGAUUGAGCUUCUUGAGAUAAAGUACAUUGAUCUCAGUCAACGUCUGUCUUCAUCACGUGAUCUCGCUCAGUUAAUUUGUAAGAUGCCUAAUCUCAGGGAACUUUGUCUCGGUGUAGAAUUAACAUCCACCGGUCCCUCACUUCAUGAAGAGUUCUAUUCAACGUUGUCAUCAUUAGCACCAUCUGCAAAGGUAUCAUUUCCACCUUCUCAUUUUUUUAACGGAAAUUAAAUAACAAUUUGCCCCAAUUAGUACAGCCACAAGGGAUGAUCAUAUUAUUCUGAUAAUCAUGAGUUAAUUUUACCUUCCAUCUGUCCAUAUUCACAUCUGUUUAAUGUGCAAUUUGUAUAUACAUUUCUACUUAAUACAUGGUUGAUUAUGCAGCUAUGCAGCAUGCAUACAUUAUACGAAAUGACCAGUCUUUCCUUCUGUAUGUAACAUAAUUUUAAGCCAUGGUUAUAUGACACCUUGAUAGAUCCUUGUCGUUUGAUUGGUUGUUUGAUUUCAAUCAUUCAGCCCAUUUUACAAUGACGUCAUCAACCGUGCAAUUUUGGAUCCAUACGAUUUUGUCCACUGCACGUGCGCAUGUUGUAUGUACGCGACAAUCAACAGACCGAGCAUAUUUUGCCUCGAAAUUCAUAAAUUUCAUUAUUAAAAAAUAUAUAUUUGUAGGUGUCAUAUAAACCAAAUAAUGAACGUUAUUAUCAUUCGUGCAACGGACAUAAUACUCAAUUCGGUGAAGGGUGAAAUGAAUGAUCAAUUCAACUCGGCUACGCCUUGUUGAAUUGAUCAUUUCAUCUUUCACCUCAUGAAAUAUUCUGUUCAUUGCACUCAUUAACAUUCAUGAAUAUACUAUCGAUGUAAAAAUAAGAAGGGGGAUGUCUUCCAGCUCGACUCUCUUCCGCUGAAGGUAGAAUAGAGUGUAGUGGUGGAUGACGUAUUUUUUGUUUUUUCGUCAUCUGUUACUACUAGUAUUCCAGAUUGAGUGUCUUGAUAUCACACGUAUUGAUCUCAGUCACCCAAAUCCAAAUAUAAAAAUAUUGGUGCCUUUGCAUCAUAAUUACAUGAUAAACAUGGUUUUGUUGAAAAACAGCUGUUUAAUAUUGAUUGUUAUGGCAUCUUUAUAUUCUAGCGAUAAUUGGUGUGUAUUAUAACUUUUGGCCUUUGACCCUUGAGAACUGGCAAAGGUCAAUAAACUUUUAUAAUAUUGCAGUACAAUUAAUUUCAGCACAGUGCAUUUCCAUGAAGUCCCCAAAAGUACCAGUUUAUAAAAUCGAAGUGGUAGAAAGACGUCUAAUUUGCCAAAAAAAAAAAUGGCUGCCACCGUGAGAAUCUUUCAUGAUUAAUCGUAGUAGUACAAACACUGAUCUGAUCCUAGCACUUUAAAAAACAUGAUUUAAGCAUUAACCUUUCACUAUUGCUAUAUCUUGUCAUAAUAUCCAUUUUGAAAUUGAGAUGUAAAUUUUCAGAUUUGACCUCUGCUAACCUUUAGAGGUAUAUGACCUGAAUGUUCACGACCUUGAAAUAUCAUACAAAUUGAAGUUUUGCAUCAUUUGUUCAUAAUAAUAGAUAUGGUUCUAUUACAAAAAGGGGUUAUUUGGUAUUGACUUUCAAGGUACCCUGAUAUUCUAGACAGAUUUCGUGUAUCAUAAGCCUUAACCAUUGACCAUCAAUAGCUGGCAGAGGUCAAUGAACUAACAUUUCAGAAUAUUGACAAUUAGCAUCACUGGUUAAUAAUAAACAUGAAUGUCAUUU
Molecule: messenger RNA, 4239 nt
Organism: Lytechinus pictus (painted urchin)
Lineage: Eukaryota; Metazoa; Echinodermata; Echinoidea; Temnopleuroida; Toxopneustidae
Product: NACHT, LRR and PYD domains-containing protein 10-like
Exons: 6
Coding region: 418-2715 (765 amino acids)
Biological process (GO): signal transduction
Molecular function (GO): protein binding
Source: RefSeq, a predicted model, not a curated record